CUUCCUCUGUUUCGAAGCCUCCAUCUUCCAGGCCUGCUUUCCAGCCCUGGACAGGGAGCCCCACCGAGCAGCUAGGUCACCAGGCAGCUCUAAUGUGAGAUCUCUGAUGCCCAACCCCACCAGAUCUGCUCUCUCCUUCAGAACAGCCUAAGGAUAUGAGUAAGGAGGUGGGAAGGGGUGGCCCGUAGGGGCCAGCUUUGCAACCAUGGGUGAUGGUUCCUGUCUUGGCUAGACAAUGUGCUACCACAGAGGAAGACUGCAGCUGGAGAAAGGCAGAAGUGGCUAACGAUGGCUCCUGUCCAGGCCAGGAACUUGGAGUGCCAAGCCUAGGACCACACGAGCCUCCUUGAGAAGUGCUGGACUUGCUUCCUUCCCCUGCCACAGGAAGUCAGCAGCCACGCACAAAGGACACAGCCCUCUGCCUCGCCAUGGUUCUCAGGCCCUAAGGUGUCAGCCUCUGCUCUUGCUAGGCUCUCACUCCUGACUAAUACAGGUCUCAGCACCAGCCACGGAAGGGUCAGGUUGGGAAGCCUGGAGAGUCCUCGGGAAAUUCCCGCGCCCCUGCUGGCCAGAAAGUGCCUGGAGACCGACUUCCUUCAAGCGGAUCGCAUACCCUACUUCGCGUAGGGACACGCGGCCCUCUCCACCGAACUCCGCCCUUCCUCCCACCUUCUAUCCCACCGCGCCAUCAGCCCCCUACAUCCCCUUCUCACCAUGACCACUCGAGCUCUCGGAAAGCCAUCUGCACGGGUUCCCUGAAAAGUCGCGCGCAAAGGGCUACGAGUCGGUGACCCCGCGCCGCACGCUAGCACCGAAUAAUCCGAGCCCUAAGGACAAGCGUCGGAGGGAGAUCAGCCUCAGAUCCCCCGCUGCCAGCCCGCCCAAUCCUGGAGACACAGCGCGGGACACUGGCACUAGCUCCUGGGGACUCCGGGAGAACGGAUCUGUGGGCAGUUUGGGCCCGCGAAAGGGUACAGGCUUCCGUCCCCGCGCGGGGGCGCUGAAACAUUGACUUCGCCUCCCUCACGAGCUGCGCGGGCCGAGACUGAGUGCUCUGAGUGCACCCUGCCCUGGGAGCGGCCUGGAGGAACCCCAAGUCGGGACUCCCUUGUCGCAGACGGUUCCAGCAGCGUGAUUCGCGGACCCCAUCGGAGCCCAGCCUGCAGCCCCGUAAAACUGCAGCCCUUCUCGUUCAGGAAUCUGGGUUGCAAGCUGGCGUGGGAACCAGGGAGCGGGCCGCUGGACCCCCUGGAGCCGACGACUAGAGGAACUCAGGCCCGGGGACCGAGGGUGCGGCCGAGCUUGGAAAACGAGGUGCAGGCGCGGGGAACUCUGGGCGGUGUCGAGCCCAGCGUCCCUGCAAGGAGCCGAGAGAACGCGUGUUAGCGAGCAGCUCCAAACGACGCGCACCUCUAGCGGGACUUUGCGCUCACGCCCCCAGGGCGCCCAGGCUCCACCCCCUACCUGAGCCGAGGCACCGCCUCCGCCGCGCCAUUGGCUAACCUCUCCGCCCGUCAGACGAGCCCCCGCCGCCCCCCCCCCCCCCCAGGGCCUGGAGCUUCGCCUCUUAGCGCCCGGGCCGCUGGCCCGCGCCACUCUCCCGCGCUGCACCGGCCACAGACCCCGUUGCCGCUCCCGGCCGCUUGCCGCCGGCUCAGGGCGGACCAUGCGCCCUCCGAGCCCACCGCAUGUCCGCUGGCUCUGCGUGCUGGCAGGAGCCCUUGCCUGCGCCCUCAGACCCGCGGGCAGCCAGGCAGCCAGCCCGCAGCACGAGUGUGAGUACCUGCAGUUGAUUGAGAUACAGCGUCAGCAGUGCCUGGAGGAGGCCCAGCUGGAGAAUGAAACCACAGGCUGCAGCAAGAUGUGGGACAACCUCACCUGCUGGCCGACAACCCCGAGGGGCCAGGCGGUAGUCCUGGACUGCCCCCUCAUCUUUCAGCUGUUUGCCCCCAUUCAUGGUUAUAACAUCAGCCGUAGCUGCACUGAAGAGGGCUGGUCACAACUGGAACCAGGCCCCUACCACAUUGCCUGCGGCCUGAAUGACAGGGCAUCGAGUCUGGAUGAGCAACAGACCAAGUUCUACAAUACCGUGAAGACCGGCUACACCAUCGGCUACAGCUUGUCCCUUGCCAGCCUCCUGGUUGCCAUGGCUAUCUUGAGCCUGUUCAGGAAGCUGCACUGUACCCGAAACUACAUCCACAUGCAUCUCUUCAUGUCCUUCAUCCUGAGGGCCACUGCCGUCUUCAUCAAGGACAUGGCCCUCUUCAACAGCGGGGAGAUAGACCACUGCUCUGAGGCCUCGGUGGGGUGCAAGGCAGCGGUGGUUUUCUUCCAGUAUUGUGUCAUGGCCAACUUCUUCUGGCUGCUGGUAGAGGGCCUCUACCUAUACACCCUGCUGGCCGUCUCCUUCUUCUCCGAGCGGAAGUACUUCUGGGGGUACAUUCUCAUCGGCUGGGGAGUGCCCAGUGUGUUCAUCACCAUAUGGACGGUCGUCAGGAUAUAUUUUGAGGAUUUCGGGUGCUGGGACACCAUCAUCAACUCCUCCCUGUGGUGGAUCAUAAAGGCCCCCAUCCUCCUCUCCAUCCUGGUGAACUUCGUCCUGUUUAUCUGCAUCAUCCGGAUCCUGGUUCAGAAACUACGGCCACCCGACAUUGGGAAGAAUGAUAGCAGCCCAUAUUCGAGGCUGGCCAAGUCCACGCUUCUGCUCAUCCCCCUGUUUGGAAUUCACUAUGUCAUGUUUGCCUUCUUCCCCGACAACUUCAAGGCCCAGGUGAAAAUGGUCUUCGAACUUGUCGUGGGCUCUUUCCAGGGUUUCGUGGUGGCCAUCCUCUACUGCUUCCUCAAUGGUGAGGUGCAGGCGGAGCUGCGGCGGAAGUGGCGGCGUUGGCAUCUGCAGGGCGUCCUGGGCUGGAGCUCCAAAUCCCAGCAUCCGUGGGGAGGCAGCAACGGCGCCACAUGCAGCACGCAGGUAUCCAUGCUGACCCGCGUCAGCCCGAGCGCACGCCGCUCCUCCAGCUUCCAAGCGGAGGUCUCCCUGGUCUGACCGCCAGAGGCCGCCAGGCCCCUUCACACCCUCUCCACAACGGCCCCUGGAGCAGAGGUCUGUAGCGACACCGUUGGCUCCAGCUUUUCAUAGGGACACACUCCUUUGCCGCAGCCAGGACCGGGUCUAUGCUAGCUGGAGAGCGGGGAGCUCUAACCUUGGAGGAUGGUAGGAGGAUCCAGCAUCAGACUCCACCUCCCAAGGCCAUUCUGCCAGUCAUGCGCACAAAAUCUGCAUACACCUGGAAAGCAACCGCUUGCCCUCAAAGCUUUGGAACUCGCGGGGCAGAAGGUUCCGCCCGCCCUGUGGUGCCUAGAAUCCACUGGGACGCUCGUGUCGCUUUGGGUUAAGCGUUGCCAUUGAGACUCCUCUCUGAGGAUGCAGCCCCCUCCCUGCGUUUAUCUGCCAGCUCUUCUGGGUGGGUGAGUUCUUCUACCUCAGGCAGAUGGUUAUGACCUGGAGUUUCAGUUUGGGGAUCGCAGCUGUGUUGUGGUCCUCUCUCAGGAUGGAAUUGUCCCAGUGUAUCCUCAGACCUGGGAGCUCAGGGACCUACCUCUGGGGAGGGAGAAGACAACCCCAGUCAGUGCUCACCAAGUGACUUUGUCCAACAAAUAGGACCAGUCCCACUAGCCUUAUGUACAACCAAAGCAAUAUCGAGCUGCCUGCUCUGGGCGCUCAUCUACACACGCCAACCACUGCUGCAAGGGUCAGAGGCAUGAACACACAGGCCCCUUGAUCCUGAGGUCACCCUAACAUCACUGGUAGUGACACCUGGGUCUCGGUGAGAGUGGGUAUCCUUUCCCGUGGCUAGUGCGAACGUAAAGACUACCUUUUUACAUAGUAUGAUCUGCUGGAUUCUCUUGGGGUUGUACUACCACAGAUGCUAUUGCCCCACAGUCCCCAGUUCUUGCUGCCUUGGAGCGUGAUUAUGUGGCUGACAUAAAAGCCCAGGGGUCAAGGCAUCUUAAGUCCUCCUCCACCCUUAAUUCAACACGGCUUCUAAUCCAAGCAGUUGUCAGCAGGCCCCUGCAGAGCUGCACCAGGCUUGUACGACAAUAAACGUUGGCUCUGACAGGCUUAGUUCCCCUGGCCACUGUGGGUCUCCUGCUUCUCCUGAGAAGCUGUGUCACCUCUGCAGUGGUGAGAGGUGACCCACUAAAGCUACCACCCUUCACUCCUCGGACAGGCAGGAGCCACCUACUUCCAUGGGAGGACUUAUCCCAAGAGCCUUUGAUUCACAUUCGAGUGUGAAGAGAUUGUAACAGGGGUUCCGUUGUGACCCUCUCUCCCCUAAACCCAUCUGGAAGGAGACAGAUGCUGCCUCCGACCGAAUCAAAACAGCCAACGGAGCUGUCACAAACAGCAAGGGUUCACGAUCAUUCCUGAAAACACAGCAAAGAGGAUAUGCAGCCACCAGGUUGCUGCUGUCUACGGGCCAACCAAGAGGGUCGGGUCAGUGGAGGUUCCCCAGUGUAAGUCAGUGAGGAGAGGCCAUGUGGCUAAGGGAAAGGAGUAGACACAGCAAUGGGGCAAAGCAGGUGACAUUGGUCAGAGAGAGAGAGAGAAAGAGAGAGAGAGAGCACUCCCAAGGGUUUGUGCAAACACACUUGUGUAAACUUGUGGAGUUGUCUUGCUGAUGAAGCCAGAAGUGUAUGCUGGUGUGAAGAAGCCAGAAUGGGCUAGCAGGGGUUCAGAUCUGCCUGCAGUACCCCAUUUGAAAGCUGCUGCCCUCAGCAGUGAAUGGGCCCGAGAUCCCCCCCCCCCAGCAGUCUGUGUUGUGGCACCGGGGUAAGGCACAGGGCUCUGGAAGUGGAGCAGUUACCAGCCAAGAGGACAAAGUGGGUAAAACCAGUGUGUUCAAGAGAGGAAAGACAGCGUUGGGGCACCGCUCUAAGGUUAGGAGGUAAGAGGCUCAGUGGAGGGCAUUCCUGGAUAGAGAGAGACUGAGAGGCUUGGGUGAGGAGCUGAGAAAACUUGUGCUGGUAUCCUAGGUUAGUGACAGCCGUGGGGCUUCCAGUCCUUUGACAACACCCAGGUCCUUCUGGCCCUGCCAGGUACCUGUCUAGCCCGGAGAACUCAUCUCUAUCGCCACCUGGUGGACACUUCAAAGACUAUACCAGCUUUGGCCACCUUAGGGCUUAAUACUGUCAAGUAGGUCUCACACUGGGGGACAACCAACACAGAAAGCAGGGCUUGAGCUCCCAAAAGUGAUAUGUAGGCCAUAUCUAGGGCUAGCCCCACACCACGUCCUCAGAUCAAACCACUGACCUCAUGUGAGUCUUGCCUUGACCCAAAAGAACCUGAUGGAACCCAGCCCCUGGUGGCUCCUUAAAACUGGCCCCUACCCAUAGCCUCCAAGGGCAAAGUUCAGUUAACUGAAGCGGGUGUGGAUAGGGAACUGUACCGUCUGAGCACAGAGAAGCCCCGAGGAGACUGGUUUACCUGCUAGCAGAACGGCACUGAGGUGUUUGAGGGCUAGGAGAGGUGUUGGAGUCCCAAGGGAAUGUGUUGAGUGUCAGGGAUACCCGAGUAUGGCUGAGUCGAUGUUAGGGGUACUUGCCAGUAGAGACAGAGAAUGUCUAUCAGAUGGAGCUGAGAGAUGAGAAUGGGUUGGUUAACUCGGAGAAGGACCCAGGUCUGGAAAGGGUGCCAGGCCAUGGGCAGGAAAGGGAGGAGGUCAGUCAGUGAGACAAUGGCCUGGUUUGGGACAUGCUGAAUGUUAUGUCUGCAGGGUGUCUGAGAAGAGCCCCUCCAAGGCUUUUAGAUAUAUGACCUAAAGGGACAGAAAACGGAAAGACCGAGGCAGCCCCUUUGGAAGGAACAGUGAGCAUUGGGGCAAGUCCCCAGGCACCCCAUGGGGUGUGCUGGACACAAUCAGGAGAGGAGGCUGACUCAGCCCCUUCAUCCUAGCUGCCACACAGGGUCUGUUUCAAUGAGCAGUGGCCAGCUUCCCUACCCCCAUGUGGGAACAAGAACAGCUCUUAUCUCUCUGGGGGAAGGGGAAGGGGCGGAGCCACAGCUGCUAGUCAUUAAACACCCUGCUCUAGGCAGGGAUGGCCAAGAUAUUAAUAGCCCCGGGAGUCUAUGGCCCCGAAGACUCGGCCUCCCAGGGAAAGGACAGAGCAACCGCAGCAGGCCAGAGGGAUGUGUCAGGAGGCCAUCUUGGCAAUGCCCCAGCCUCCACACAAAGCAGAUGGGAGAACCAGAAAACAGAGAAGGAAAGUCCUGGUAGAGGCCGGUGUUGAACCCAACUUUCCAAAUCCCAUGGUCGUGCCUCAGAUAGUCUAUACGUUGUCAAAGAUGGGGUCAUUUGGCUGCGCCGUACCUGGAGACGCAGAAAGAGUUGAUCCGGUUAGCAAUCCUGAUUCCGUCUUGACAUAUUGUUUAUCCUGUAUUUUUGCAUUAAUUUUGAUAUUUUAAAAUACUGCAUUAAAAUAUUAUUUACCUUGAA
Messenger RNA from Rattus norvegicus (Norway rat), 6494 nucleotides. It is a transcript of the gene Vipr1, whose product is annotated as vasoactive intestinal peptide receptor 1. Gene Ontology annotation, cellular component: membrane; signaling receptor complex; plasma membrane. Gene Ontology annotation, molecular function: pituitary adenylate cyclase-activating polypeptide receptor activity; transmembrane signaling receptor activity; peptide hormone binding. Gene Ontology annotation, biological process: G protein-coupled receptor signaling pathway, coupled to cyclic nucleotide second messenger; G protein-coupled receptor signaling pathway; cell surface receptor signaling pathway. Lineage: Eukaryota; Metazoa; Chordata; Mammalia; Rodentia; Muridae. The record is from RefSeq and is a predicted model, not a curated record.